Molecule: messenger RNA, 770 nt
Organism: Osmerus eperlanus (European smelt)
Lineage: Eukaryota; Metazoa; Chordata; Actinopteri; Osmeriformes; Osmeridae
Gene: ift43
Product: intraflagellar transport protein 43 homolog A
Exons: 9
Coding region: 96-713 (205 amino acids)
Biological process (GO): intraciliary retrograde transport
Cellular component (GO): intraciliary transport particle A; cilium
Source: RefSeq, a predicted model, not a curated record
CCCAAAUUUAUGGCGCAUGCUCCUCUCCUCCGUUAUCACUGUCGCCACGGCAACGGUUGCUGUGUGACGCUUAGUUUGAUCUCCAGGAAGAAAAAAUGGACGACAGUCUUCAACUCGGAGAGAGUGGAGCUGUUAAGAAUGUUGCUAAGACGGGUCGCAGAGCUCGACUGACGGCAGAGCAACCUUCAUCUGACGAGGCUCGUCAUGCCAGGAAGUCUUCCUCAUCCACGGGGGAGGGACCCCCUCCGAAGCCGGCCCGUAGGCAGAGCGGCUGGGCCGAGGAGACUUCUGGGCCGGGCUCUGCAAAGUCUGGAAGAAGACCUGCGCUGGAUGAUGUGGAAGACCGCCGCCUGCGACCGCAAACCCCCCAGGGCUCGGAUGAUGAAGGAGAUAUUCCUGUGAUUCCAGACCUUGAUGAAGUUCAGGAGGAAGACCUCACCAUGCAGGUGGCCGCCCCUCCCAGCAUCCAGGUGAACCGGGUGAUGACCUACAGAGAUCUGGACAAUGACCUCAUGAAGUACUCCGCCUUCCAGACACUGGACGGGGAGAUUGACUUGAAGCUCCUCACCAAGGUUUUAGCUCCGGAGCAGGAGGUGAGAGAGGAGGACGUGGGUUGGGACUGGGAUCAUCUGUUUACUGAAGUGUCCUCAGAGCUGCUGACGGAAUGGGAUCAAGGAGAGAAGGAGGACCAGAGCCCACUGCCUGUAGCAUGAGGGGGAGCAGGGCCGGGCUGGGGCAGGGUGGUCUGGGCUGGGCUGGGGCAGGGUGGU